Molecule: messenger RNA, 1260 nt
Organism: Volvox carteri f. nagariensis
Lineage: Eukaryota; Viridiplantae; Chlorophyta; Chlorophyceae; Chlamydomonadales; Volvocaceae
Exons: 8
Coding region: 1-1260 (419 amino acids)
Biological process (GO): protein dephosphorylation
Molecular function (GO): protein serine/threonine phosphatase activity; cation binding
Source: RefSeq, a predicted model, not a curated record
AUGGCACAAGCAGGUAUUGGACCUCCCUCCAACUUUUCUGAAAUCAGCGAAAAAAGUGAAGCUUUCUCCUUACCGGAAGGACCCCUCAUCGCUGGUCGCGUUGGCGGGUUGAGGUCUGCCAUUAUACACAUCGUUCCUGGAGAGGAUCAUACGGUGCUCCCGGUUUCCUCGGGGCUCAAGGUCUUCCCGUCAUGGCCGCAGCAUUCAAGCGAAGGGGGCAACGAACACUUGUCGUAUGGACUCGCUUGUACUCAGGGCCACCGGACGGGCAUGGAGGACGCACAUGCAGUGGAGCUGGAGCUCGAUCCCACAACGGGGACGGCGCUCUUUGGCGUCUUUGAUGGCCACGGCGGUCGUCAGGUGGCGGAUUUGUGCGCCAUGAACGUGGUUGAUGCUGUUCGCUCCAGUGCCGCCUACCAGCGGGGGGACGUGUCGGAGGGCCUCCGGGAGGCGUUCUUCGAGCUGGACAACCGGGCGCUGGGGUGCUCUUGGGCGCACCUGGCCGGGGCCACUGCCACGGUGGCUCUGGUGCGGGGGGACAAGCUGUGGGUGGCGGGGGUGGGGGACUCCAGGUGUGUGCUCAGCCACGCGGGUACGGCACAGGUGCUCACCAACGACCACAAGCCGGAUGACCCCAAGGAGCGCGCGAGGAUACAGAAUGCUGGCGGGUUCGUGGUGUGGGGCCGGGUGAAUGCCAACCUGAACAUCAGUCGAGCGUUGGGGGAUGCGUCAUUUAAACAGGACAAGUCCCUCUCGGCAAGCGAGCAGCAGGUCUCCCCCGACCCGGACAUCCGCUCCGUAACCCUCACGCGCCACGACACAUUCAUGGUGCUGGCGUGUGACGGACUGUGGAACGCACUGCCCGAGCAGCAGGUGGUGGCGUACGUGCAGCGGAGACUCAACCUGCGGCACACGCUGGGGGCGGUGGCGGAGGGCCUGGUGGCGGAGGCGAUGCAGCCGCAGCGGUGCGCUCAUGACAAUGUCACGGUGGUGGUGGUGCAGUUCAAUGACGCGGUGAGGGCAUCUAUGAUGACGGUGGGGGCGGGAGGGGCACUGGCGUUGGUGCAGCAGCAGCAACAAGAAGAAUCGGUGGACGACGUUGUGAAUGCGGGUGGCGAUGGGCGCGACGCCGCCUCUGAAUCCGCGGCUACGGGCGUCGGUGCCGUCAGCGGCGGCGGCGGCGGCGGCGGCGCGGAGGACGUUGCGACGGCGGCGGCUGCCCCGGCAGCCCAAAUGGAGCCCGCGGUCUGGCGAGGAUGA